AUGUCGGAAGUUCAGCAGGAAAAGAAGGUGACCAAGCACCGCGACAUCGAUGAGGAGCACGGCGAGAGCGGCCCCAAGCAUGCUCUCGUUGACAUGAGCACCAUCGAGCUCAAGGCCGAGGACCUCUACGACAAGAGCAAGGUCGACAUUGAGGCCAUCGAGCUCGAGGAUGUCUGGACCCUCCUCCAGUGCAACGAGGGUGGCCUCACCGAGGAGGAGUGCACUCGCCGCCGCGGCAUCUUCGGUCCCAACAAGAUUGAGACCGAGGAGCCCAACCCCAUCCUCCAGUUCCUCUCCUUCAUGUGGAACCCCCUCUCCUGGGUCAUGGAGGGUGCCGCCAUUGUCGCCAUCGCCCUCUCCAACGGUGAGGGCAAGGCCCCUGACUGGCCAGACUUCGUCGGUAUCGUCCUCCUUCUGCUCAUCAACUCCACCAUCGGUUACAUCGAGGAGCGCAACGCCGGUAACGCCGUCAAGGCGCUCAUGGACUCGCUCGCCCCCAAGGCCCGCUGCAAGCGUGACGGCAAGUGGAUCGAGAUCGAGUCCUCGGACCUCGUGCCCGGUGAUGUCGUCGCCUUCAAGAUCGGUGACAUCGUCCCCGGUGACUGCCGUCUCUUCGACGCCAUCAACGUUUCGUGCGACCAGGCUUCGCUCACCGGUGAAUCGCUCCCCGUCAGCAAGAAGGUCGGCGACCAGUGCUUCUCCGGUUCCAUCUGCAAGCAGGGUGAGGCCGAGGGUGUUGUCAUCUCCACCGGUCCCAACACCUUCUUCGGUCGUGCCGCUACCCUCAUUGGCUCCGACGACGACACCACCGGUCACCUGCAGCAGGUUCUUUCCCGCAUCGGUCUGUUCUGCAUGGUCACCAUUGGUCUGUUCAUCGUCCUCGAGAUCCUCAUCCUCUACGCCGGCUUCCGCUACAAGUACCGCCGUGGUAUCGACAACAUCCUGGUGCUCUUGAUCGGUGGUAUCCCCAUCGCCAUGCCCUGUGUUCUGUCCGUUACCCUCGCCGUCGGUGCUCAGCAGCUCGCCAAGCACAAGGCUAUCGUCACCCGCAUCACCGCCAUCGAGGAGCUUGCUGGUGUCGACAUCCUCUGCUCUGACAAGACCGGUACCCUCACCACCAACAAGCUCACCAUCGACACCGAGCUCGUCAAGCUCUACUCGGACUGGGCCGGUGUCGAGGACGUCAUCCGCUUCGCCGCCUACGCUUCGCGUACCGAGAACCAGGACGCCAUCGACGCCACCAUCGUCGGCACCCUCAAGGACCCUGCUGAGGCUCGCACCGGCAUCAAGCUGCUCGACUUCAAGCCCUUCAACCCCGUCGACAAGCGCACCGAGAUCACCUACCUCGAGGAGGCCACCGGCAAGAUGAAGCGUGUCACCAAGGGUAUGACUUCGAUCAUCAUCGACCUCUGCAAGCGCAACAAAACCGAGGACCAGGAGAACCGCCUCGAGGCCGACGUCGAGGAGUUCGCCAACCGUGGUCUGCGUGGUCUCGCUGUCGCUUUCGAGGAGGUUCCCUCCGGUGAGGUCGAGGCUGAGGGCAACGGUUUCGAGCUGCUUGGUCUGCUUGCCAUCUUCGACCCUCCCCGCCACGACACCAAGGAGACCCUCGACAACGCUCAGGCCCUCGGUGUGCGCGUCAAGAUGGUCACUGGUGACCAGCUCGCUAUCGCCAAGGAGACCGGUCGCCGUCUUGGUCUUGGUGACCGCAUGUUCAACUCCAAGGUUCUCGUCGAUGGUGUCCUCCCCCCUGGCAGCCCUUACAAGUCGCUCGACGAGAUGAUCCUCGACGUCGAUGGUUUCGCCGGUGUCUUCCCCGAGCACAAGUACGAGAUUGUCAAGCGUCUCCAGGGUCUUGGUCACCUUACUGCCAUGACUGGUGACGGUGCCAACGAUGCUCCUGCCCUUGCCCGUGCCAACGUCGGUGUUGCCGUCGAGGGUGCUACCGAUGCCGCCCGUGGUGCCGCCGACAUUGUGCUCACCGAGCCCGGUCUCUCCACCAUCGUCGAGGCUAUUCGCCAGUCGCGUAUCAUCUUCGGCCGUAUGAAGAACUACGCCGCUUACGCUGCUGCCAUCACCAUCCGUGUCGUCGUCGGUUUCGCUCUGCUCGCCUUCAUCUGGAAGUCGGACUUCCCUCCCUUCAUGGUUCUGAUCAUCGCCUUCCUCAACGACGGUUCCAUCAUGACCCUGUCGCUCGACACUGUCAAGCCCGCCCUCGAGCCCCAGCACUGGGACCUUACCGAGCUCUUCUUCUGCGGCUCGCUCUACGGUCUGUACCAGGUCGCUUCCACUCUUGCGCUCUUCGCUGUCAUCUACGAGACCACCUUCUUCGAGGACAAGUUCGGCGUCACGCCCCUGCACGGCGACCCCAACGACCCUCGUCUGCACAUGAUCAUGUACCUCCAGGUCGCCAUCCUCGCCCAGGCCCUCAUCUUCGUCACCCGUUCCCACGGCUUCUCGUGGAUGGAGCGCCCCUCGUUCGCUCUCAUGGGCGCCUUCUGCCUUGCCCAGCUCAUCUCGUCGAUCAUCGCCGCUUACGGUAACUGGGGCUUCACCAACGUCCGCGCCAUCGAGGGCGGCUGGAUCGGCAUCGUCUGGGUCUGGAACAUCAUCUGGUACAUCCCCAUGGACCUGGUCAAGUUCUUCGCCAAGUUCCUCCUCCGCAACAUCCGCUCCAAGAAGUCGCCCGCUGCGGCCCACGAGAGCCUCAGCCGCACCACGUCGCGCGCCGACAGCAUGUACUCGAACCGUACUUCGUUCCUCAAGCGUGCCCAGCGCAAGGUCGGCUUCGGUGGCGAGAAGAAGAUCCACAUGUCGAGCACCGAGCUCCAGCGUCUUGGCAGCAUCCAGGCCCAGGAGGCCUCGCGCCGUCUCUCCAAGACCCAGUAA
Moesziomyces antarcticus is the source of this 2889-nucleotide messenger RNA. Its product is annotated as plasma membrane H+-ATPase 1. The record is from RefSeq and is a predicted model, not a curated record. Gene Ontology annotation, molecular function: P-type proton-exporting transporter activity; ATP binding; ATP hydrolysis activity. Lineage: Eukaryota; Fungi; Basidiomycota; Ustilaginomycetes; Ustilaginales; Ustilaginaceae. Gene Ontology annotation, cellular component: plasma membrane. Bases 1 to 2889 code for a protein of 962 amino acids. Gene Ontology annotation, biological process: proton export across plasma membrane; regulation of intracellular pH. The transcript has a single exon.